AUGGGUGGGCUUAAAAACCAUGUGCGAACCGUCCACGAUGGGAGUUUCACUGGCUUCAAUACGCAGGUGCAUCAUUCUCAGCCUCAAUCUGCAGAUUCUUUGCCACGACCAACCAAUAAUCGUAAUGCGCAUGAUGCUCAUAGCCCCAUUCUCAAUCACCAUGACUCAGAGUACGAUACCAACCCUCUUGGUCGGGAUCAACCACUGCCACAGGAACUUGAGGAACCACCACUGGAGCGGAAAGAGCAACAUCCCUUGAUCAAUGGUACGUUAUUUUCACUUUCCAAAACAAUGGUAAAACCAACAUUUAUUACUACAGGACGACCAUGCGAUGCAGAUGGUGUCUAUCUACCUGACGGAUGUGUCCCGCCGCCCUGGGAUUAUCUGCCACCCAAUGACUUCGCACCCUUUGAGCAUCGUUCAAGCUUUGAGUUGGCAGAUCUGAUCUAUCGGCGGGAGCAAAUGUCUGCAGCAAACAUUAAUGACCUUCUGCAAAUUUGGGCAAGCACUUCACAUGAAGCCACUAACGAACCACCAUUUGCCAAUGCGAACGAUCUAUAUGAAACUAUUGAUGCUAUCACAGAGGGUGAAGUGCCUUGGCAAUCCUUCAAAGUCUCAUACAGCGGUGCUUUGCCAGAGGGCCGGGAUCCAGACCCAUGGAUGACUACCGAGUAUGAGGUUUGGUACCGAGAUCCUAAGCAGAUUCUUCAGCAUCAACUGGGAAACCCAGAUUUUGCUAAUGAGAUAGAUUUGGCACCGAAGCGAGUUUAUGACAACAAAAACAAAUGGCGUUACUGUGAUUUUAUGUCGGGCAAUUGGUCCUGGCGACAGGCGGAUGAGCUUGCUAAGAAUGAGGAUAACCAUGGAACUGUCUUCUGCCCUGCAAUCUUAGGGAGCGACAAGACUACUGUUUCUGUAGCCACCGGUCAAAAUGAAUACUAUCCAGCUUAUAUAUCCAAUGGCCUCAUCCACAACAAUGUUCGUCGAGCUCAUCGAAAUGGGCUUACCUUGUUUGCCUUUCUUGCAAUCCUGAAAAGCAUGUCGGAUCGCGAGCAUCAUGACAGCGCUGAGUUUCGCAAAUUCCGACGGAACCUGUUUCAUGGCUCACUUCGUGAGAUAUUUGAAAGCCUUCGUCCUGCAAUGGAGACACCGGAGGUUGUUCGCUUUGGGGAUAGACAUUUUCGGCGUGUAAUAUAUGGACUGGGACCAUACAUAGGUGAUUAUCCCGAGCAGGUUCUGCUGGCCUGUAUCAUGUCUGGUUGGUGUGCAAAAUGUACUGCAGCAAGUAACGAUUUAGAUGGUGAGGGUGGUCGAAGGCAACACAGCCAUACAGAGCAUUUGUUUCAGGCUAUGGAUGCUCGGGAACUGUGGUAUAAUUAUGGAGUGAUUGAUGAUAUCAUGCCAUUUACGCACUAUUUUCCCCGAGCCGAUAUCCAUGAGCUUCUGUCCCCCGACUUGCUCCAUCAGAUCAUCAAGGGAACAUUCAAGGAUCACCUCAUGACAUGGGUUGAACAAUACAUCAAGCAGGCGCAUUCUCCACAAGAAGCUGCCAAGAUUCUAGCAGACAUUGAUCAUCGAAUCGCUGCUGUGCCUGCGUUUCCAGGUCUGCGCCGGUUUCCAGAGGGUCGAGGAUUUAAGCAAUGGACUGGUGAUGAUUCAAAAGCCUUGAUGAAGGUUUAUCUUCCUGCAAUUGCCGGACACGUUCCUGGACAGAUUGUGAGAGCUCUUAGUGCUUUCCUCGAGUUCUGUUAUCUCGUCAGACGACCUGUAAUCGAUGAAGAUGGUCUUGUUGCAAUCGACAAUGCCCUGGACCGCUUUCAUCUUGAACGGCAAAUAUUUGUACAUGAAGGCAUUCGACCAGAUGGGUUUUCUCUCCUGAGGCAGCAUUCCAUGGUCCAUUAUCGGACACUCAUCCAGGAGUUUGGUGCUCCCAAUGGCCUUUGUUCAUCAAUAACAGAGUCAAAACAUAUCAAAGCCAUCAAGCAGCCAUGGAGACGCUCUAGUCGCUUCAAUGCACUCGGCCAAAUGCUCACAAUCAACCAGUGUCUAGACAAACUUGCAGCAAUCCGUGUACAUUUCCAUUCGCAUGGCAUGCUUGCCAAUUCUGUGUUUACGCUUCCUGAUGAUGGAACAGCUUCCACCACUGACAUCCCAGAUGAUAAUGAUGACGAUGAUGAGAUUAUCGAGGGACAGAAAAUCUUAGGUGAAGUCAAACUGGCCCGGAAAUACUUGAAAAAAUGUCCCCGCAAUAUCGUCCAGCUCUCAAAAUACCUCAAGCUCCCCCAGCUACACACCCUUGUUUGGCAGUUUCUUUAUGAGCAAGAACAUGAAGACCUCGACAUUCCGUUAGACGAUGUCCCCUUGGAUGACUGCCCUGAGUUUGAAGGGCGGGUUUAUGUUUAUCCUUCAGCUACGGCAACAUAUUACGCACCUAGUGACAUCUUGGGGAUUGGGGGCAUGCAUCGCGAGCGUAUUCGGUCAACAAGGUCAUGGCGAGAUGGACCGGCAAGGUUUGAUUGCGUCUUUGUCGAGGCCAAUCCCGAUGAACCUGGAUUUCGUGGCCUGCAUGCAGCACGAGUGCUUCUAUUCUUUACGAUUCAAUAUCACGGUCUCACAAUCCCAUGCGCACUGGUAACUUGGUUCUCUACUUUCCAGGACAGGCCCUGUGAGGAUACAGGUAUGUGGAUAGUCAAGCCAGACUUGGACAAGAAUGGCGAACGUGUUCAGGCUGUUAUUCACCUUGAUGCUAUACUUUGGGGUGCUCAUCUGAUUGGUGUUGUGGGAGAGACCAUGAUCCCACAGAAAUUCAAGCACACAGAUUCCUUAGAUUCCUUCUAUUCAUACUAUGUGAACAAGUACACAGAUCAUCACGCUCAUGAAAUAGCAUUUUAG
Molecule: messenger RNA, 2892 nt
Organism: Desarmillaria tabescens
Lineage: Eukaryota; Fungi; Basidiomycota; Agaricomycetes; Agaricales; Physalacriaceae
Exons: 8
Coding region: 1-2892 (963 amino acids)
Source: RefSeq, a predicted model, not a curated record